This is a messenger RNA of Fusarium tjaetaba, 3078 nucleotides long. RefSeq names its product major facilitator superfamily transporter. Lineage: Eukaryota; Fungi; Ascomycota; Sordariomycetes; Hypocreales; Nectriaceae. The transcript has 9 exons. Gene Ontology annotation, molecular function: transmembrane transporter activity; A2-type glycerophospholipase activity. Bases 1 to 3078 code for a protein of 1025 amino acids. The record is from RefSeq and is a predicted model, not a curated record. Gene Ontology annotation, biological process: transmembrane transport; glycerophospholipid catabolic process. Gene Ontology annotation, cellular component: cytosol.
AUGGCUGAACCAAAAACAGCCCUUACAUCUUCCCCAGAGUCACCACUACCCCCAAUAGCCGCAGUCGACGACGACGUAGCCCAAAUCCCGACCUGGCGAAAAUGGGUUAUCCUCUUCGUAGUAUGCUGGAUGCCCCUCCCCAUGACAUUCUGGAGCACCGCCAUAAUGCCCGCCACACCGGAAGUAUCCUCCGACCUCAACAUACCCGUAACCACCAUAACGACCAUCAACGCUGGUGUUUUUGUAGCGCAAGCUUUAUCUGGGCUGAUCUGGCUGCCUGUUACACCUCUUCUGGGUAGUAUCAUCGCGACAUUCACCAGCUGGCGAGUCAUCUACGGUGUUGAAGCCGGGAUGUGUCUCUUUGGUCUCAUUCUUUCUCUGUUGUUCAUCCCCAAAGCCAGUGAAGUUGAGAACCCCAAAUUAGCUGAGACGGCACGUCCCCGAACAGCCAAAGAGAUUCUCCGGACCUUCAACCCGAUGCACGUAUUUUGUCAAUUCAAAUAUCCCAAGGUCAUCCUCGCUAACAUCGCCUGCGGUCUCCUCGGCUUCAACCAAUACGCCAUCCUCUCCUCCAUCCGCCGCGUCAUAAACCCUCGCUUCAAUCUCACGUCGCCUCUCUCCAGCGGUCUCUUCUACCUCGCUCCCGGCGCUGGAUUCCUUGUCGGAAGCACAGUCGGCGGUAAAGUCUCCGAUGUUGUCGUCAAGCGAUACAUGCGAAAACGAAACGGACAGAGAAUCCCUGAAGAUCGCUUGAACAGCAGUCUAGUCAGUGUUCUAAUCAUUCUUCCUCUUGGGACGUUGCUCUAUGGAUGGAGUGUCUAUCAUAGACUUGGCGGUAUGGCGCUGCCAAUUAUCAGCGCGUUUAUUGAAGGUUUUGGUCUCAUGGCGUCGUUUAGUGGGCUGAAUACAUACGCAGCUGAGGCUCGCCCAGCACAUAGAACAGCAGUCAUCACAGGAAAAUACGUUGUACAGUAUAGUUUCGGCGCAAUGAGCGUUGGCGGCGUCGUCCCCAUGAUUGACAGCAUCGGCGUAGGCUGGGCCUUCACCGUUAAUCUUCAACAAGUACUUCAGGUUGAAAAGGCUUGCAAGAUGUAUCGCGAUUUAUUGCUUCUCAGUUCAUUCUUGGGCUUCACCCUCGCGCAAAGUGGCGCUGAUCCGUACGCCCCAGUCUACACAACAUGUCCCUCGUCCCUCAAAAUCCGCAGCGCAAAAGAUGGCCUGUCUGAUGAAGAAUCGUCUUGGCGUGAACAACGCGCUAAGCAGAUGAUUCCCAACCUCGAAGACUACCUCAAACUCGCCAACAUUUCCGACUUCAAUGUCACAAACUAUAUAAACAAGCUCAAGACUGACGAUGUCCCCAUCGUUGGGUUAUCUGUCUCCGGUGGAGGCACACAGUCUGGUCUGGGAGGACUAGGCGUCUGGCAAGCCUUUGAUGCGCGGUCUGCCAUCGCAAGAGCUGCAAGGACAGGCGGCUUGACGCAGCUCUUCUCAUACAUCACCGGUCUAUCCGGCGGAGGUGCCGUCACCGUAUCCCUUCUCGCCGCAAACAAUUUUACCACAACAGACGGUGUCAAAAAAGCAUCCAACUUCUCUCUCGACUACGCCUCCGGUCCAGACGGCAACCAAACAGCCUUCUUCACCAGCAUAUUCGAAAACAUGGGCGCAAAACACGAAUCCGGCUUCCCCGUCUCCGUCGCAGACACAUUCGGUCAAUUCUGGGGAACAUGGCUCCCCGAGGAUAAAGUAUACAGCAACUACUCCGACACCGCCUCCAAAAACACAGCAUUUUCUCUCGGCGACGCUCCAAUGCCAAUUGUCUGCUUCGCAGAAGUGAUCCCCGGAAAAUCCCCCGAGAUCGGAAAGCUCAUGUACCUGGGCUUCAACAAAUCCACUCGCUUUAACCUGACAGCAUAUGAAGUCACACCCUUUGAGUUUGGAAGUUGGGUCGGCGGCCGCGUGCAGGCGUUUAUCCAGACCAAGUUCCUGGGAACUUCUAUGACGCAGGGCAAACCGCAGAAUAAGAGUGAAUGCGUGCAGGGCUUCGAUAAACUUACGCUCAUGCAGGGAACGACUGCUAAUGCGUUUACGGCGUGGUUUAUUGAUUCGUUUUAUGGAAUUCCGGUGUUUGCGAAGAGAUGGUUGGAGAAGAGACAGAAGGUUAACCCGGAUAUCAACGAUGUGUCUAUUCCGAGGGAUCAGUAUGAUAAUCCGCUUGUUGAGCUUGUGAAUGAGACGGCGAUGUAUUUUGAUUUGACGUUUAAUGAGUCGUUGUGGGCGACGUAUCCGAAUCCGUUUGAGGAUUAUAAUGAGGAUAUGAAGGGUGUUUCGGAGCUUCUUCUGGUCGACGGGAGUCUUACGCUUGAGAGUAAUCCUCUUCGUCCGUUGAUCAUUCCUGAGCGCAAGCUUGACUUGAUCAUUGUCUACGAAGCUUCAUCCGAUGCGCCUAACUCUUGGGUCAACGGAACCAACCUCAUCAACACCGCCCUCACCGCAUCCCAAGGCAACAUCCCCUUCCCCAAGAUCCCCGACGUAAACACCAUCGUCGCCCAAAACCUCUCCUUCCAACCAACAUUCUUCGGCUGCAACGCCUCAUCCUCAACACCCCUCCUCCUCUGGCUGCCCAACGCCCCAUGGACAGGGUACACCAACUACUCGUACACACAAACCCAAUUCACACCGAACCAAGUCGACAUUGCGCUUGAAAACGCAUUCCAGGUAGCUACGUACGGUAAUGGGAGUGUGGAUGAGAAUUGGCCGGCUUGUUUGGCUUGUGCGGCGAUUAAGGGCUCGUUGAGAAGGUUGGAUAUUGAGAUACCGAAACAGUGUGAGGAGUGUUUUGAGAGGCAUUGCUGGAAUGGGACUGUUAGUGAUAGGAAGGCUAUGGCGGGGGAUUUUGAUCUUAGGCCGAGAUUGGAUCCGGAGUUGAGCUUUGCGAAGUGGAAUGAGAGUGAUUGGGAGAAGGAGGAGAGUUCGGAUGGUGGAGGUGGAAGUGGAGGGGAUGACUCGGCUGGUGUUAAGCUUGGUAAUGGUCUGGUUGGACUGGUUCUGUCGCCGGUGGCGAUGGUUUCACUGCUGUAG